Messenger RNA from Trypanosoma brucei brucei TREU927, 1419 nucleotides. RefSeq lists its product as hypothetical. NCBI's taxonomy places the organism in Eukaryota, Euglenozoa, Kinetoplastea, Trypanosomatida, Trypanosomatidae. The record is from RefSeq and is a predicted model, not a curated record. The transcript has a single exon. Gene Ontology annotation, molecular function: metal ion binding. Bases 1 to 1419 code for a protein of 472 amino acids.
AUGCAGGGGACUGGAUCCGCGAAAUCGUUCCUCGAGAAACUUAAGUCAGGGAGGACAACAUCAGCUGCAAUUGACAAUAACGCACCCCCUGAUGGGGAUGGGGUAAUACUUAGGCGUGUUGAGAGGCAAUAUGCAAGUGAACCUCUGUCAGCACUGGGACUGAAACUAACGGAAGAUGCUGAGGUCUUGUCAACUGAGGUUGGUUCACCUGCGGCAAAAUCUAACAUACCACUUCAUUAUAUGAUUAUUGCCGUCAACAACCAGUUCGUUGGAAGUCGCGCAGAUUUUGAAGAUAUCGCGGCCCAGCUUCUGACGUUAGUGAUUAAACUCCAAUCGACUGCGGCCAUGUCCGAAUUAUUGGCAAAUAUAUUAAAUGAGGAAGAAAAGAAUUUUAACGAGAACGGCGAUUCUUGCAUUGACGUCAAUGAGCUGCUGCGGACUACACCAAGAUACGGCUUUUUGUCAGCAGAGCACCCUAUGUUCUUAAGGUGGAACCAACGUUUACAAACGCAAAGAGAGGCUAGACAAUUAAUUCGUCAAGCGACAAGAGAAGCCGAAGAACAGCAGGCUAAAGAGGCACUAGAGGCGUUGAGGCGUGUUGCAGACGCUGAAGAUGAAAUUCAGCAGCAGCAAGCGCAGCAAGAACGACAGCACCAGCAGAUGCUUCGUCAGGGUCCGGAAACGGUAAAUCCAUCUGCACCUGAGGCGGGGGCGAGACCCGGAGGGGAAGUUCUACUGAAACAGGUGCAAGACGAAAGUACCUUUGGUGAAAGUAACGUAAACAACGAGGGUUUUGAAGAAUCCCCUGAAGAAGCUUCGCCCGAAGAACUGUUGAAGCUUAUUGGUGCUGAACCCGUCGAAACCGAAGUGGUGCAACAUGUUGAUGCCGAUGAGCCCACCGAAGUCCGCUUCUUUAUUAAUCCUACCGAAGAAUACGCCCUUUCAAAUGGGACACGUGUAACUAUCAGCGUUAAGAAGAGAAGCGGUCCCAUUCCCAAACCACCGCCGGGGAAACCUCCAAAAGGUAUCGAAAAGCUGAUGACAAACAAGCUCAGUGAUGCUAUACCUGCGACGGGAAAUGGAGGUCAUGAGCCGACAUGCACCUUCUGUUAUGUGAGCGGUCAUACCGAAAAGGACUGUAGCGAGAAACGAGAGCAAGAGAGGAAACUUUCUGUUGUCCCCAAGGAACGGCAAAUUUGCAGAGAUUUUAUGAGGGGUCGGUGCACACGGAGCGAAUGCGUCAUGAGACAUGUGUCACUACCCCCACGUGGGCGGAGGGCUCGCUCGCGGAGCCGAGAGCGAAGUGUGCGGAGAAGAAGUCGGGAAAAGCACCGUAGAACGAGCAGAGAACGACGUCGCGGUAGUCGGCGACGAAGUCGCCGUCGUGACCCUUCUGUUCGUUCUCACCGGCGUAAAUAA